Acaulospora morrowiae is the source of this 156-nucleotide messenger RNA. The record is from the annotation of a GenBank genome assembly. NCBI's taxonomy places the organism in Eukaryota, Fungi, Glomeromycota, Glomeromycetes, Diversisporales, Acaulosporaceae.
AUGGCCAAAAGAUUAAGAAAAAUUGGAGAUAAACACACUUCUAGAGUUUAUGACCAUUUUAAUGCAGGAAAAAAUUAUGCUGAGGGUGAUAUUUCCGAUUCUGAAUCCGAGUCUGAUGAUUCUUUAGAGUUAAAACUUUCUGAUCUCAAGGCUUAA